Messenger RNA from Penicillium hordei, 276 nucleotides. RefSeq lists its product as uncharacterized. NCBI's taxonomy places the organism in Eukaryota, Fungi, Ascomycota, Eurotiomycetes, Eurotiales, Aspergillaceae. The record is from RefSeq and is a predicted model, not a curated record. The coding region runs from base 1 to 276 and encodes 91 amino acids. The transcript has a single exon.
AUGACUGUGUUGUCUCCCGGCGUGUGGAAUAAUAUCUCAGCCAGUAUUGGGUCUAGCGGUGGAUCGGCCAGGUCGUGCGGAUCGGCCACGAUCGACGGUAAAGGAUCGUCCCGCGGCACAGGAAAGCUGAGAAAUUCCAAUGGCGACGUCGAUGCGUUUGAUCUCGAUGAGUACGUGUGGGGAAUCUCUUCCGUCCUGUCAAGCUUCUUGGGCUGUCGCCCACUGCGAGCUCAUCGACUGAACACACAAGGCACCCGGGCACACGUGCACCGUUGA